CACCCAUCGUGCCUCCAACGAUGACCAUCCCAACCAUCUCACUGCGCUCAACGAACCUCGCCCAGGAAGUGUAUGAGGCAUGCACGACGUCGGGAUUCUUCUAUCUGGAAGAUCACGACAUUGAUGCCGAGAAGCUGGGCGCCUGGCGGGCGAGCCAGGAGCUCUUCCUGGACGAGACGAAAGAAGCGAUAAUGCAGAAGAAUGACAGCAUCGACCGAGAGGGGCACACAGGCUACACGGCCUUGAUGCACGAGAAGCUCGAUCCUUCAAGUCCAAUCAAGGUGGGCGACCUCAAGGAGUCGUUCUACAUUUCUCCAAACGCACUCUUCGGAAAGAAGCAAAGGCUGCCCGGGAUCAUCCAGCAAUAUCAAGAAGGGUUGGAACGGCUGGACGCCGAUUGCAUACGCGUCUGCCUGGUCCUUCUCCAGGCGUUUGCGCAAGCACUCAAGCUCGACCCCGACCACUUCGCAUCUAAACAUCACGCAGAAGACGAUCGGCUCCGCCUGAUACAUUAUCCGCCUGCAUCAGUAGCAGAAGGGGAAUCUGGCAGCAUCCGAGCGGGCUCGCAUUCCGAUUAUGGCUCCCUCACACUCCUCUUUCAGAAGACCGUUAGCGGCCUGCAGGUCCAGACGGGCACGGACAUGUGGGCAGAUGUGCCUCCGAAGCCGGGGUGCCUCGUUGUCAACGUGGGCGAUGCCAUGGAAUUCUGGUCUGCCGGCCUCUUUCGCUCCACGCAGCACCGGGUCGUAAUGCCCCGCAAUGAAGCUGAGGCUGUCUCGCGCUUCUCCAUAGCCUAUUUUUGUCAUCCGGACAGCCAAGCCUUGUUGGAGCCCUUGACCAAGGCCGGGUCUGCAGCCGACGACUGGAAGGCCGUUCUGCAGAGAAAAGGCAUACAUGCGCUCGAGCCCAUGACUGGCGGACAGCACCUGAGCUCACGUCUCCGAAGCACAGGCCUUUGAUGCCGAGCCCUGAAGAAAAACAAAAUACUGCAGCGCGCCAGCCUUAGUGAGCUGGUGUUCAAUCGCCACUGUGUGUUAGUCUGUCGCCUGCGCUUGGCCGCCUUGCCCCGUAGCCGCGGCAUGCACGAGACCAUGCACGGUUCUUGAAUUCUGUAGCUCUAAAUUUUUGGAAACCUAGCACGGCUCGUCGAGCAAUUCAAGAACCCACACCGCGGAAUUCCAGUAGUCG
Messenger RNA from Acaromyces ingoldii, 1188 nucleotides. Its product is annotated as Clavaminate synthase-like protein. The record is from RefSeq and is a predicted model, not a curated record. Gene Ontology annotation, molecular function: dioxygenase activity. The transcript is spliced from 5 exons. Bases 21 to 959 code for a protein of 312 amino acids. Lineage: Eukaryota; Fungi; Basidiomycota; Exobasidiomycetes; Exobasidiales; Cryptobasidiaceae.